AUGAAAAUAUUUAGACAUUUUGAUUUUACUUGUACGAUGUUACCGCGUUUGCCCUGCUAUGUAGUGAUUGUCACAUUAAUUUGGGGUAUAUGUGUAAUUCAGCAAAUCCAACAGGUAACAGCGGAAAAUGAACAGCAAAUUCCAGAUUUGUUCAAGAGCAACUUGACAAGGAAUGAAUUCUCGAACCUUCUACAAUCAUUGAUCAAGCUGAAUGAGGGGAGGGUCAAUGUACUGAAAAAAAUAUCUAACUUAGAGGACUACCGACUGCUAAACGAGGUCCUUAGAUCUGGGGACCAUAAACCGAGCGAGAAUAAGGACUUCAAAAAUUUGUACCUCAUCAUCUUAUCGAAAAACGAAUCGAACCCUACCCGAAGAAAUAUGGGGGAACAAGUUGUGAAACUAUUUCCAUCACUCACCACCGCAAAUAAAUUGCGAAAACGUUCUAUUGUUUCAACUCUUGUACCAGUUUCAAAUCCGAUUCGUGAGCCGCCCGACAUAGAACCACAAAAAGCGUUAAAUAUCGCAAGAAUGGCCAAAAUGAAUCUUAGAGCUAGAAACAGAUACAAAAUAGACGAUGGAAGUCACUUAUUCUCGACCUUAGAACCUUCCCAUAACUUACAAGUUGAAUUGCUUGAUACUAAACGAUUAAUUUCAUCUGAAGAAGAAACAGAAGAAAAUCAUUCAACAUCACAACCACCUAGAGUUAAUAUAAAGGUCAACAAGCAAGAUAAAAAAGCUCAAGGUCGGUUUGAAAUUAUUACAAACACAAACACAAAUGAUUAUCAUGGCGGGACAAGCAUUAGUUCUUUUGAAUCUAAAGAAAAAUCCAACGACUAUAAAGAUAUAGACCUAACAUUGGAAAAUGAUCGAAACACUAAAUUAAUGAAAAUACAAGACAAAUUUUCUAACCACAAAGUUGAUAAACCAAUAAAGUCAGAAAAAGAAAUUGACAGUGUUAAAGGAUCAGAUAAUGAUGGCAGCAAAAAGGGAUCUGAAAGUAGUGAAGAGACAAACAAUAAAUCGGUCUCAAUCGAAACUUAUGGCGAAGAAAAGAAAGAAAAAGAAAAAACAAGUAGAGACUAUCCAGAACAUAAUAAUCAGAAAAUAAAAAAUAACCAAAGCAAAAAAUAUAAAUUAAGUAUAAACAAUGAGAAUACUCGUGAAAAGCCGCAUUACAGUAAUCAAAGUCCGCCAGCAUCCAGAGAUAAUUCAGAUGAAUAUAGUAACAACAAUAAAAAACCUAAAAUUAUGGUAGGAGAUUCAAAUGAAAGAGAUUAUGGUAAACUAAAUUUAAAAAAAGAAGCGUCGGUCAAAGUUGAGCAGCCUUAUAGACGCCCAAAACUAAUUAAAACGUAUCCAGUCGAUCACGACCGUAGAAUACAUGUCGAAGAUAUUAAGUCGAAGGAAAAUGAUAUGCCAAAUAAAGCAUCAAAAGUUCAUUCAGAUCGUUUCAGCGAUGAUGAUCACAGAAUAAGUCACGAAGAAAAGUCUUAUGAAAAAGAUAAUAAAGAACACAAAGAUAAAUCUGAACACUCUAAUGAAAAGUCUGGCCAUCGAAUAAAUUUUAACUCAAAGGAGCACAAGUCUAGUGAAGAAGAUGAGGCAAAAAAACAUAAGAAGUAUUCCAAAGAAGACGAAGACAAAUCUAAUGCCAAUUCACAUAAAUCUAAUGAAAAACAUAGCAAUAAACCGCCUAGAAUGACCUCCGAUCACUUUAGUGACGAUGAUCAUCGAAUGAGUGAUAAGUCAUUUGAAUAUGACUUAGACAAUAAACAUGACUUAGACAGUAAACAUCGCAAAACAAGUUCAAACCACAAUGACAACGAUCAUAGAAUUAGUCUUGAUGAUUUUACAAAGACCCAAAUCAAUAAGCACAAAACCAUUGUGAGACAUUCCAAUGAAAACGACCAUCGACCUAAUCAAGGUGACAAGUCACAUGAAAAACAGCCAACUAACAAAAAUAAAAGCAAUUCAAAGUACUCAAAUGAAAUGAAUAAAUCGUAUGAAAAAGAAGAUAAAAACCACACACCAAGAGAUAUAAAACAACCUUUAAAAGAGACAAAUGAACAAGCGCAUAAGGUAGCUUCAAAUGAAAAUAAAUACAAAAAGAAAGUUAUGGAUAGCAAAAUCGCUAAAACAACUCCCAAAUACAUUAAAGAUUCAAUUGAUCAUAAACCAAAAAAUAAUGUUAGGAAUGAUCAAUCCAAUGAAGAUGAAGGUUACAAAUCGCAUAAAGAUGAUGUCAAACAUUCUGAGGAAAACGACCACAAAAUAAAUGACAGCAAAAGUCAAGAAAAGAAAAAUGAAAACGAUUAUAAAAACACUAAAAUAAAUAAAGAUGAGUCAAAAGAGAUUGAACCGCAUGGCAUGUCGUAUUCAAAACCUUCAAAAGAUGCGCAUUUAUCUAAAGAGGACCGUAAAUUCCCUUCACCAGGUUCAAGUUUGUCCCAUGAAACACCUAACAGAAAUGGAUAUAAUAAGAUCAACAAAGAUCUCCCUAACAAAAGUGACUAUCAACAACCAAAAGACCUCAGUGCUCAUACUGACGACGACAUAAUAUCAAAACCAAAACAUCCCUCCUUCGAAGAUGAUCACGGAGAAAAACAAUCUGAAGCAGGUAAAGACUAUGGAGGUGAUGAUUAUCGGAGCACGGAGGAAUCUGGAAAAAUCCCUAAUACUCGAGUAGUUAUGAAAGAUAAACCACAAGAAGUAAAACAUUCUAAGCCCCCUUCAGCAGAAGUCGAUGAAUACGACCAACCGGGUGCGAAGCCUCAAGAAUCGAGAAAGAAUUUUGUAAAAUGUCUAAGUAAAAAAGCGUUAAAAUUAUGCAUAAAAUCAUGUAACAGCGCUUACAAAAAUGUUUGUCGAAAAAUGAAAUGUACUUCAAGAUCGAAAAAAGCACUAAAAAGGGAAUGCAAACGAAGUUGUAAAAAGACAUUUGCGUCAAGUAAAUCAAGUAAAUAUAGUGAUGAUAGCGGCAGCGAGUAA
Molecule: messenger RNA, 2988 nt
Organism: Spodoptera littoralis (African cotton leafworm)
Lineage: Eukaryota; Metazoa; Arthropoda; Insecta; Lepidoptera; Noctuidae
Source: the annotation of a GenBank genome assembly